Octopus bimaculoides (California two-spot octopus) is the source of this 4042-nucleotide messenger RNA. Its product is annotated as lysosome membrane protein 2. Gene Ontology annotation, molecular function: scavenger receptor activity. The record is from RefSeq and is a predicted model, not a curated record. Gene Ontology annotation, cellular component: lysosome; membrane; cytoplasm. NCBI's taxonomy places the organism in Eukaryota, Metazoa, Mollusca, Cephalopoda, Octopoda, Octopodidae.
ACAUCAUCCAUCUCUCUCUCUCUCUCCUCUUAGAGUUAUCUCCCUUGUUGACUUAAACCCGCAGACCCUCUAUAGUUAUAAUCUUUACUCGGUUGGUUGUCAACUACUUACAGUUGUCUCCUAAUCACAUCACAUCUUUCAAGAUGUUGUUUACCAAACCAGUAAUAGGAUUACUUGUUUCAGGGUUCGUUAUAGCGGCAAUUGGUGGUGGUAUGUUCCCACUUUUUAGCUAUAUAUUACGAAAGAAAAUCGAUGAUCAAGUGCCUUUAACCAAUAAUUCAGAGUCAUUCAAUAAUUGGCUCAAACCUCCGAUUCCUGUAUAUUUCCAAGUAUAUGUCUUCAACUACACCAACAGUAAAGCAAUCCAGAAAAAUGGGACAAACCCUGCAGUUACAGAAACUGGCCCAUACACAUACAGGGAACAUAUUGAAAAGGUUGAUGUUGUCCUAAAAAAUGGUACAGUAUCAUAUCGGGAAAAGAAAUACUACAUCUUUGACAAAGAGAAGUCUGUAGGGCCUGAAAGUAAUGUUGUUGUUACACCAAACCUCCCAGUUUUGACUGUGGUCAAUUUUGUAAGAUACACAAAUGCAACUAUACAAGCACUUGUAAAUAUGCUCACAUUUAUGGACAAACCCUUCAAGACGUUGACUGUUGGUGACAUUAUUUGGGGAUAUAAGGAUCCUCUUAUUGCAAGUUUGGCUAAAUAUAUUCCCAAAUCUAUGAAUGUCAGUCUUCCCAAAAAAUUUGGAAUAUUUUAUGGUAAAAACGGCACUGAUGAUGGAAACUACAUAAUUUAUUCUGGAACUAAAAAUGUGAAUGAUCUUGGAAACAUCGAAUCCUGGAAUGGAGUUAGUUCUCUUCCUUAUUGGAACUCUCCAUAUUGUAAUAUGAUUAAUGGAUCAGAUGGUACUCUUUUCUCACCUUUCAAAACCAAAGAUUCCAACAUUUAUAUCUUCUCUACAGAUAUUUGUCGCUCUGUUCACGCAACAUUUGACAAAAAACUGAGAGUACAUGAUAUUCCAGUGUACAGGUACACACCACCUGCUGAUUUGUUUGCUACUGGAGAUGUAGAACCUGCAAAUAAGGGAUUUUGUACUCCAAACUGUUUGCCAUCAGGUCUGUUGAAUGUUAGCAAAUGCCAUCAGGAUGCUCCCAUUGUACUUUCUCAACCUCACUUCUACCAAGCUGAUGAUGCAGUAAUAAAAAAUGUGACUGGUAUAAAACCAGAUCCGGAAAAGCACUCCACUCAACUGGACAUUGAACCAACUACAGGUCUGGGGCUACAUCUUGCAAAACGUCUACAGAUAAAUCUUAUGAUUGAAGCCAUUCCAGAAAUAACAAUAUCUCAGAAAGUAGAUAAAAAACCUCUUCCAGUCCUGUGGAUUGAUGAGAAUGCUAAAGUUGAUACAGAUACUGCUCAGAAGUUCCAAGACGAGGUGGGAACACCAAUGAAAAUAAUGACUGGAGUUAAAUAUGGUCUCCUAAGUCUUGGCAUUUUCCUCAUACUUUUGGCUCUGUUGCUACUGAUGCGUAAUGCAAUUGUAUCUGAAACUAAGCGACAUGGUUACGAACAGAUAUAAGCAUAACAUUAGUGAACCAAUUUUCCCCUUUUACCAAUCUAUUCAAAAAAGUCUCCAGUUCGAAUCACAACUUUAAUGACUUUAUUAUAAGACAGUUGAAUGGUUUAAAAGAAGAACACGUUGUUGUUGUUGUUAUUAUUAUUAUUAUUAUUAUUAUUAUUAUAAAGGUGGCAAGCUGACAGAAUUGUUAGCAUACUGGACGAAAUGCUUAGCGGUAUUUCACCUGUUGCUCCAUUCUAAGUUCAAAUUCCACCAAGGUCAACUUUGCCUUUCAUCCUUUCAGGGUCAAUAAAUUAAGUACCAGUUGAGUACUGGGGCCGAUGUGAUUGACUGUUCCCCUUCCCACAAAAUCCAGGCCGUGUGCCUAUAGUAGAAAUUAUUAUUAUUAUCAUCAUUAUCAUUAUUAUUAUUAUUUUUAUCAAAGCACCAAGCUGUCAGAAUUGUUAGCAUACCAGACAAAAUCCUUAGCAGUAUUUCUUCCAGCUUUAUGUUUUGAGUUCAAAUACCACUGAGAUUGACUUUGCUUUUCAUUUUGUCAGGGGAAAUAAAAUAAGUACUAGUUGAGCACUGGGGUUGAUGUAAUUGACUUUCCCUCCCCUCAAAUUGCUGGCCUUGUGCCAAAAUAAGGAAGAAUUAUCAUUAGCUAAACAAAAUUACAAAUGUGUUCUGAAUUUGAAUUUUGCUAGGGUUGACUUCACCUUUCAUUCUUCUGGGGUUAUCAAGAUAAGAACAAUUAUUAGACCAGACUAGACAUAACCUACUGCUGAUGCAACAAAAUUGAUAUGACCUCUUCAAGAGUUGUGCUCCUGACCAGUUAUUAUUAUUAUUAACCUGGCAAAAUUGUUAGCAUGCUGGACAAAAUGCUUAACAGCAUUUCGUCCACAUAUACUUUCUGAAUUCAAAUUCACUGAGGUUGACUUUGCUUUUCAUCCUUUCAGGGUCGAUAAAAUAAGUACCAUUUGAGCACUGUGUUUGAUGUAAUUGACUAGUCCUCUUUCCCCCAAAUUUCAGGCUUUGUGCCCGUAGCAGAAAGGAUUUUUAUUAUUAUUAAGGCAGUGAGCUGGCUGAAUUGUCAGCAUGCCAGACAAAAUGCUUAGCAACAUUUCAUCUGUCUUUAUGUUCUGAGUUCAAAUUCCAUCAAGGUUGAUUUUGACUUUCAUUCUUUCAGGGUUGAUAAAAUAAGUACCAGUUGAGCACAGGAGUCGAUGUAAUUGACUUCCCUUCCCUUAAAAAAAACCCAGACCUUGUGCCUUUAAUCAAAAGGAUUAUUAUUAUCAAUCAUCAUCAUCAUUAUUAUUGUCAUCAUUAUCAUCAGUCUGAUAGCAGUAACAGUAGAACACAGGACAAAAUAUUUUGCAGUAUUCAAUUAUGUUUCCUUAUAUCUCAAAUUCAAAUCCUGCCAGGGUAGACUUUGCCCUUUCAUUAUUCAUUUCUAUGCUUUGUCUUUUCUGUAAUCUUAGCCCAAGCCCUACUGAAAAGUCUACUUUGACUUUGGUUUCUCUACAAUUUUAUUUUACAAACUUCCCAACAGAAACUUUUGGCACUUUGCAUCUUGAAGUCAAUCAAUUUCAUAAGAUUUAGAAGGACAAGAAAGCAUUGUACAAUAGAACAAGUAAUCAGCCUUUGCUUAGUGAAAUCUAUGACCUGGUUUUGAUUCUCAGCUUCUGCUGGUUAACUUUAUACAACUGGUGCUAAUGUUUGCCUUAAAAAAAAGGCAAUGAAUGUCAUACAAUUUUAUUCCCCUUCCCUAUUCAAGUUGUGGUUUUGAGUAAAUCUGGAGAAAUUGUUGAAAAAUUUUAGUAAUUGUGCAAUACAUAGAUAAUUUAUAUAAAAAUCAAAUUUAUUAUUACAUCGGUCACUUAAUCAAUGUUUUAUUUAUCCCUGGUAAGCAUUGUAGAGCAAGAAAUAAGGUCCCAGGCUGCUGAGUACCACAUUAUAUGGGCCAGCAUAAUCAGUAAGGUAUUGAACAAAGUGCUUUGUAGUAUUUAGCUUCAUCCCUUUACAUUCUGUUCCAGGCCAAGACAAGACGUAUUAGGGCCAAGUCAAGUAUUAGGGUCCAUUUAUACCCUUGCCCUAAAAUUUGUGCUCAUGGUAAAUUUCAAAAUUCUCUUCAUUAUUAUUUAGAUGGUGAAUAGCAAAACCUAUGGAACAACAAACAAAAUGCUCUGCAAUGCUUAACUUCAUUCCUUUACAUUCUAAGUUCAAAUCCUGCUAGGUUCACCUUUGCCUUUCAUCCAGCUCAGGUUGAUAAAAUAAAAUACCAGCCAGUUAUUGAGGCUGAUUUAAUUAACUAAGCCCCUCCCCAUUAAAUUUCUGGCCUUGUGCCCAUAUAAUGAGUGAUUAUAAAUUUUUUGUUAUAGUUUCAUUAAUUUAUUUUCAGAUAUAGUGCCUGGUGCUCUGUAUUUUCUAUUGAAAUUAAUUAAUUACCUUUAUAUCAAUAAAAUUUUAUGAAAUCUUUUAAA